AUGUACGAACACAGUCCUCUUUUCUCAUCUAUUUUGCCUGAAAGGACCAAAUUUAAAUAUGUUGUGCCACGUCCUUUAGAUACUGGUCACGGCAUCCUCUACGUAUCGGACAGCACUGGAACUAUGUUCACCGAAUCACUUCGUCGCCACUUCUAUCCCAAUCAAGCCACUGCCACCGAUUUCUUCCGAGUUCUCUCAAUUCCAGGCACAUUCUUGGCCACCCAAAUGAAUCCAGACACCACGUUGCGCACCGUAAUAACUCACAAUCGAGGUGCCACAUGGCAACCCCUGCCUGUGCCACAAGGGCUUUCCUGCGAUUCACCGAAAUCCAAAAUGAUCCAAGGUGAGCAGUCAGGAAUUGUACCUGCUGAUUACUCCAAUUCCGCUGAACGUCUCAAGGCUACUUCGUCUUCUGGUCAGAGCAACUCUAGUGAAUCUUUUGAACCGGUAUGUGGUUUACAAGUGAGUAACCAAUUCAGUCUCCGAAAGCGCGUGGUGGCUUCACCGCCUCUAACGACAUCAUCGGCUCGAGGAUUAAUUCUUGUCCAUGGUCACGUCGCGACACAUCUCAAAACAACUCCAGCAGAUGUUUUCGUCUCCAAUGACGGAGGCUACACUUGGUUUAAGGUGAGUAUAUCGCCACUUCCCCUUUGCUAUCUACCCGUUCGCACGACUAAUUAUUGGACAACUGAUUUAGUACGCCCUCAUUUUCAUCUACUAUUGGCCACCUGGGCGAACGGGGAACGUACAUUGAAUGAUUAA
Rodentolepis nana is the source of this 762-nucleotide messenger RNA. Lineage: Eukaryota; Metazoa; Platyhelminthes; Cestoda; Cyclophyllidea; Hymenolepididae. The record is from the annotation of a GenBank genome assembly.